AUGUCUGAUUCUACGGACGAGCGCCUUGGGCGGGUAGUACCAACAUCGCCUGCUAAGCCCCCGAGCAACGACAUCAAGCUCUCUGGCCAGUACGCAACAAUUGUCCCGGUACAUCCCGAACAUGCUGCAGGCUUAUACGAACUCAUCAAAGGAGACGUCAACGCAUCGCUUUUCGAUUUCAUCUUCGACAAGCAUCCCAAAUCUCUCGAAGAACUCCAGGCUAGCCUAGCAGUAAAGGCAGCAACAACGCAUCCCUGGACCUACACCAUCCUUCGAAACAACCCUCAAGAUGGAACAUACAAGCCAGUAGGAAUGGUGGAUCUGAUGCGAAUGGAUCUCCCAAGCCGCGUCAUUGAGGUGGGCAAUAUACAAUACACGCCCGCAUUGCAGCGCACACCCGCCGCUACGGAAGCCAUGUAUCUGCUCGCCAAGUACGUUUUUGAAACUCUCGGGUUCAGGAGAUAUGAGUGGAAGUGCAAUAGCCUCAAUCACCCGUCGCGUCGGGCGGCAGAACGACUGGGAUUCACGUACGAGGGCACAUUCAGGCAGCACAUGAUUGUCAGGGGCCGCAAUCGCGAUACCAAUUGGUAUUCUAUCCUGGAUUCUGAGUGGGAUCACAUCAAGAGCGCGAUGGAGAAAUGGCUACAUGCGGAUAAUUUCGACGAUGAAGGGAAACAGAAGAAAACAUUGAAGGAGUUGAGGGAAUCGUAA
Alternaria atra is the source of this 711-nucleotide messenger RNA. RefSeq lists its product as uncharacterized. Gene Ontology annotation, molecular function: protein N-terminal-serine acetyltransferase activity; protein-N-terminal-alanine acetyltransferase activity. The record is from RefSeq and is a predicted model, not a curated record. The transcript has a single exon. The coding region runs from base 1 to 711 and encodes 236 amino acids. Lineage: Eukaryota; Fungi; Ascomycota; Dothideomycetes; Pleosporales; Pleosporaceae.